AUGAGGGUCAUCGAAGUCAUCAUUGACGGCUUCAAGUCGUAUGCCGUGCGCACAGUCAUCUCGGGCUGGGACGAGAGCUUCAACUCCAUCACCGGUCUAAACGGUAGUGGCAAGUCCAAUAUUCUCGAUGCGAUAUGUUUCGUCCUCGGCAUCACGAAUAUGACGACGGUUCGCGCCCAGAACCUGCAGGACCUCAUCUACAAGCGUGGCCAGGCUGGUGUCACAAAGGCCUCGGUGACCAUCGUCUUCGACAACAAGGACAAGGCCAAGUCUCCCAUCGGCUUCGAAGACUAUCCCACAAUCUCGGUGACCCGCCAAAUUGUCCUGGGUGGUACGUCGAAGUACCUGAUCAAUGGUCACCGAGCUCAGCAAACCACCGUGCAAAACCUCUUCCAAUCCGUCCAGCUCAACAUCAACAACCCCAAUUUCUUAAUUAUGCAAGGUCGCAUCACGAAGGUUCUGAACAUGAAGAAGGAGGAAAUCCUUGGAAUGGUCGAGGAGGCUGCAGGUACCCGCAUGUUCGAGGAUCGCAGAGACAAGGCCUUCCGUACAAUGGCAAAGAAGGAGAUGAAGGUUCAGGAGAUCAUGGAACUCUUGCGCGACGAGAUCGAGCCGAAGCUUGACAAGUUGCGACAGGAAAAGAGAGCUUUCCUCGACUUCCAGCAGACACAAAACGACCUGGAGCGCUUGACACGACUUGUCGUCGCCUACGACUACCUGAAGAGCAAGGAGAAGCUUCGCAUGAGCGAAAAGGACCUGAAUGAUAAGAGACAACGUGCUAUGUUCUUUGAGAGCAACGCCGAAAAGCUAAAGAAUGAGAUUGCUUUCUUGCAAGAGGAUAUGGACAAGGUCAAGGCAGCAAGAGACAAGGAGUUGAGAAAGGGCGGCAAGUUCCAAGCCUUGGAGGACAAGGUCAAGGAACACUCUCACGAAUUGGUCAGACUGACUACAGUCUUGGAUCUCAAAAAGUCAAGCAUGACUGAAGAGAGUGAGAAUCGCGCCAAAAGCGAAGCCACAGUCCAGGAACUCGGAAAACAGCUCGAACAGAAGUCUCAUCUUCACAAGCAACUUCAGGAACGAUAUGACACUGCCAAUGCCGAACUCCAGAAGCAGAUGGCUGAAGUCGAACAAAAAGAGGAGCUUCUCCAGACAUUGCAAACUGGUGUCGCAUCCAAGGAGGGUCAAGAAGGAGGAUACCAAGGUCAACUUCAAGACGCUCGCAAUCGACUCAGUGCCGCUUCGACUGAACAAGAACAAGCAAAGCUCAAGAUAUCGCAUCUUGAGAAGCGCUUGAAAGAAGACGAGCCUCGAGCUAAGAAAGCAGAAAAGGAGAAUGCUGGUCUGUUGAAAGAAAUUGAUGGACUCCGUUCUCAAGCAAAGAAGCUCGAGGCUGAGCUUUCCAAGAUUGGCUACGAGUCUGGUCGCGAAGAAGCUAUGCACAAAGAGCAAUCGCAGCUGCAACAACGAAUUCGCGAACUGAAGGAACAGGCAGACGGCCUUAAGCGAAGGGUUGCAAACAUUGAUUUCAGCUACAGUGAUCCGACACCUAACUUCGACCGAUCCAAGGUCAAGGGCCUGGUCGCACAGUUGUUUACCCUCGACAAGAACUUCACCCAAGCAGGAACUGCCCUCGAGAUCUGUGCUGGAGGUCGCCUGUAUAACGUUGUAGUCGAUACUGCACAGACUGGCACGCAGCUCCUGCAAAACGGCAGGUUGAAAAAGAGAGUGACUAUCAUUCCGUUGAACAAGAUUUCCGCCUUCCGCGCUGCUUCGGAGAAAAUUGGCGCUGCUAGAAACAUGUCGAACAACAAGUGCGACCUCGCGUUGAACCUUAUUGGAUACGAAGAAGAUGUCAAUUCUGCAAUGGAGUAUGUAUUUGGCAACACGUUGGUGUGUGAGGAUGCCGCAACGGCCAAGAAGGUCACUUUCGAUCCUGCCGUCCGCAUGAAGAGUGUCACGUUGGAGGGUGAUGUCUACGAUCCUUCGGGCACUUUGUCUGGUGGUAGCUCACCAAAGACGAGUGGCGUACUGGUAACACUUCAGCAACUCAACGAGAUCACGAGAGAACUCGACACAAGGCAGGCAGCUCUACGUCAAUUGCAAUCAACAAUGGCACAAGAGAAGGAAAAGCUUGAUGCAGCGAGAGGUCUCAAGCACAACCUGGAUCUCAAGAGCCACGAAAUUUCGCUCGCCGAGAAGCAGAUUAACGGUAACUCGUCAUCUUCGAUCAUCCAAGCAAUCGCCGACACAAAAGCUGGCAUUGUGGAGCUGAAACAGAGCAUUGUGGAAGCCAAAGCACGCCAGGACGAAGCGGCGAAGGAAGUUAAGCGAGUCGAAAAAGACAUGAAGGACUUUAAUAAUAACAAGGACAGUAAGCUUGUGGAGUUACAAACGGCACUUGAUAAACUCAAGAAGUCUUUGAGUAAAAACUCCGCCUCAAUCAGACCUUUGCACCAAGAAGUCAGAGACGCAAUGCUAGAGGCUGAACAAUGCGGCAGUGAUCUUGCCGCCGCCCAAGAGCAAUUCCAGGAUGCGGAAGUCAACCUCAAGACGCAACAGGAGGAGCUGGACGCAUUGAUGAGGGAAGGACAAGCCGUGAAAAACGCGCACGACUAUGCUCAAGCGCAACUUGAUGAUGAGAGGAAGAAGCUUUCAGGUUACGACACCGAGCUUGCGGAUCUUGAGACAGCAUCGCGAUCAAAAUCUGCGCAAAUAACCGAGGAAGCUCUGGAAGCGCAGAAGCUCGGUCACCAGAUCGAGAACUUUUCCAAACAACAGCAGGCAGCACGCCAGACUCUACAGACCAUGGAGAAGGAACACGAAUGGAUCGCUGACGAAGUCGAGUCCUUCGGCCGUGCCAACACACCAUACGAUUUCAACGGCAUGAACAUGACUGAGAGUAAACGAUCGCUUGCAGGCUUGAGCGAACGUUUCCAAGGCAUGAAGAAGAAGAUCAACCCCAAGGUCAUGAACAUGAUUGACAGCGUCGAAAAGAAGGAAGCUUCGCUGAAGAAUAUGAUGCGUACAGUCAUUCGUGACAAAAAGAAGAUUGAGGAAACCAUUGCUCAGCUGGACGAGUACAAGAAGGAAGCCCUUCACAAGACUUGGAGCAAGGUCAAUGUCGACUUUGGCAACAUUUUCAACGAACUACUACCAGGUGGCAACACGGCGAAGCUGGAUCCUCCAGAAGACAGCGGCGAUAUCUCCAAAGGUCUUGAAGUCAAGGUCUGUCUCGGCAAGGUGUGGAAGCAAUCGCUCACCGAGCUCUCUGGUGGUCAACGCUCCCUCAUCGCGCUAUCGCUCAUCCUUGCUCUGCUCCAAUACUCACCCGCGCCCAUGUACAUCUUGGACGAAGUUGACGCUGCACUGGAUCUAUCGCAUACACAGAAUAUUGGUCGCUUGAUCAAGACGAGAUUCAAGGGCAGUCAAUUUAUCGUCGUCAGUUUGAAGGAUGGCAUGUUCCAGAAUGCCAACAGGAUCUUCAAGACGAGAUUCUCAGAUGGCACUUCUGUGGUCCAAGUCCUUACGCCGGCAGACCUCAAGUGA
Messenger RNA from Aureobasidium subglaciale EXF-2481, 3546 nucleotides. RefSeq lists its product as uncharacterized. Gene Ontology annotation, cellular component: chromosome. Gene Ontology annotation, molecular function: ATP binding; ATP hydrolysis activity; protein binding. NCBI's taxonomy places the organism in Eukaryota, Fungi, Ascomycota, Dothideomycetes, Dothideales, Saccotheciaceae. The record is from RefSeq and is a predicted model, not a curated record. The coding region runs from base 1 to 3546 and encodes 1181 amino acids. The transcript is spliced from 4 exons. Gene Ontology annotation, biological process: chromosome organization.